Messenger RNA from Micromonas pusilla CCMP1545, 554 nucleotides. RefSeq lists its product as uncharacterized. NCBI's taxonomy places the organism in Eukaryota, Viridiplantae, Chlorophyta, Mamiellophyceae, Mamiellales, Mamiellaceae. The record is from RefSeq and is a predicted model, not a curated record. The transcript has a single exon. Bases 3 to 554 code for a protein of 183 amino acids.
CGAUGGCACGACGUUUUCACAGAACAAGUCGCGCGACGGAUCUCUUCUUCUUCUCUUCUUCUAUUUUACUCUCGAAACGCGGAGCGAAGGUAAUACGUCCCGUCCCGCCUCGUGAUCUUCUCGAACCCGCGAUCGAACCGCGCGUCGCACCCGUCGCGCACGCGCUUCCUCUCGCUCGCGUCGUAGUAGCGGCACGCGUCGUCGUCGUCGUCCGAGGCGCGCCGCCGGGCCGCCGCCGCCGCCGCGCGGACGCGAUCAGUCGCCAAACGUUUCCCGGCGUCGCGCGCCUUCGCCCCGGCGACGCGCACGGCCGCGUUCAGCGCGCCGCUGCCGGCGGCGAUCUCGCCGCGGAACGUCGCGACGACGUCGUCCCCUUGCGCGUCCGCGAUGGCGUCGAACAGACGCGCGGCGCACCACGGCGGGAGCGGGCCGCCGCCGUCUCUCGACGCGUCGAAUUCCGCGGUGUACACCGUCCUCGUUCUGGGCGGGGCGAAAAUCGGGGUGGAGUUCAAAGGCGUCAGACGGAGUUGAAAGGCGCCGAGGGCGGGGAUUGA